Messenger RNA from Larimichthys crocea (large yellow croaker), 1932 nucleotides. RefSeq names its product sperm microtubule inner protein 2 (gene spmip2). NCBI's taxonomy places the organism in Eukaryota, Metazoa, Chordata, Actinopteri, Sciaenidae. The coding region runs from base 102 to 566 and encodes 154 amino acids. The transcript has 4 exons. The record is from RefSeq and is a predicted model, not a curated record.
AGAGCCGGCUGCUGGGCUCAAGUUAUCACCCAGGGACAUCCAUUAUAUACUGUAGGUGUAUCUAGCCUCCAACUAUCCCAAACCAAACGCUGGUAAAAGUAAUGCAAAAAAGCCAAGCAAUUCCAAGAGGAUCACAGCAUGGACAAAGGAUGAUUUUUACAGGCCCCGAUGGAAUUGGAGACUACAGGCCAAGAUCAAAUUAUUUUCCCAGGUACAUCGGUGUGGGUGCCUCAUCACCUGAGGCCACAGGUGACCUCAGUUACUUUUGCCGAGCUGCGCCGCUCGCCCCCCCUCCGAUGCCCAAGCACAGCCAUGUGGGGGAGGUUGGCUGGGGCUGGCAGUAUAACCAGCUGUUGAACAGUGGGACACUGCGCAGCAAUAUGCAAAUUAAGAAAACUGACAUACGGGCAGCGUUGGAGGACCAAGUGACUCAGACGUUCCAGAGCAAACAAAAGAACAUUACAGAUGACUCACACCAAGUCAACACCAAAGUUUCACAAGGACAAUCAGAGCUAACAGCAGAUGGCAUUCUCCUACCUACGGCGGCUGUAGGACCUGACUGUUAAUGAGAUGUGUCACGUUUGAUUAAAUAUCUUUUAAUCCCUGUAACAUGUUGACUUUUCAACACACUUUCACACCCUCUAGCCUGAAUGACUCGGAGAAACUGGCACAUUUUGGAAUAUGAAAUAUAAAGUUAGAUCACUGAAACUGAACUAGAGUGUACCUGAAUAUAUAAACUGGUCCAGCAAGAGCCGAAUUGUCGCCUUUGUCAGAGUUUUCACAAUUUGCUCGAAGCAUAUAACAGGUCAGACAUAGCAUUGAUUCCUCAAACUGAAGAUUAUCUCCAAAAAUUAUAACCAAGAUCAUAUUGUUUAUCCGAGGUCCGGCUCCCCUCUCACAGCAUCAUAGUUUUAGACUUUGGGUUUCUGUAUGAAAAGCCUGGUAAUCCAUCCCCACAGGGACAGCAAUCAUAUUCACUUAUGUAUGGUGUAGAUAACCACACAGGUUGUUUACCACAAGAGAAGCCAUCAAUUUUCAUAUAAUGAGUCACACACAAACAUCCAUUUCUCAAGGUCAGCUACAAUUUGCCAGUAAUACCAAUAAUAUCACGAAAAUAGGCUGUCCUAAUCUAACACCCACCUAAAGGAAUUUUGUGCUGAACGCUGUGAAGACAGAGGAUUGUAUGUCCUUACGAGACAGUAAGUGCAUGCCACAUCCAUCUUGACUCAAAAGCAUCAAAACCAGAAAGGUUGGUUAGGUUAAGUCAGGGACUCUGUUCAGAAUAGCCUAAUCAGUAUUUUUUCCCUAUAGCUCUGAAACAAAGUAACUGUCCACUUAUGGCCCAUUGCCAUCUUUUAAAUGAGUCGUUUAAAUUAGGCAACUGAUGAGUUUUUUUCAUCCUGUUUAAUCUUGCCUUGCCACCUGUGCCUGAAUAAACGAUUUACUUGACUGUCCACAAAUCAUUAAACUUUCUUCCACCCUUACUCACAGCACUGGUUCUCCGAAAAAACAAACUAUGUACUCUAUGCUCUAUACCCCCGUGUCUCACCCUACCUACCUUACCUAUAGUGUACCCUGCCCAACUCUAUAUUAACAGGGACAGUGUGGAAUAGUUUCCCACCUUCCCAUCUCCAGGAGCUUCUCCUGGACUACAAACACCACUGUGGCCGUUAAUAGUGAUGAGCAAAAAUUAACAAACAUAUUUUUGGAUGACUCUUCUUAGUUUCAGUCUGUUGAGCAUAUCGAGUGCACGCUGCAAUCACUCCAAACAAAGGAAGUGGAACACCCUGUGGGAGUCACUUUUCUCCAACAACAAUGUAAUUAACUUGUUUUGGUUAGUUUGGUUAGUUACAGUAAUUGCAUUGAACUUAUUUGUCUAUGGUUUUACACUGUUUUUUGAGGAGACACACUGAUUUGUGAUAUUGUGAUAGC